AUGGCAUGGAGACCGCGCGACCCCAUGGGCUGCCGCACGCUGGACAUGGAGGACGCCAUCGGCAACCGCCACGGCAAGAAGCUCGUGCUGGUGCUCAACAAGGUGGACCAGGUGCCGCCGCACGUGCUGAAACCGUGGCUCAAGUAUCUGCACGGCUUCAGGACGAGGAGGUCGACACUGCACGCCAAGCACCACGAGCAUGUCUGUGGGUUUCUUCACCUUGGCGCUGACGUUGGUCGCCCUCAUGCACAUUAUCGUGGGGACGGCGCGGCUCGCAAUCUAGUUCGUGAUCGCGCAGGAGUAUAUGCAUCACACCAUCCCGGCCCGAGUCUUCCUCUCCGGCGGCUCGUUGUCCGCCUCGGCGAUGGUCAUCACCCUGCGUGGCCUGGAUUAGACCGGAGGGAUGUUGGGAACAGCGCCGAGGACGCGGGCUUUGGUUCUGAAGACGAGAGAAUAGCAUAUUUCGAAACUUUAGGUCAUACUUCUAUUUGCAAGGAGGGCUUUGCAGCACUUCAGGUUUCUCUCUCUCAUCUUACUUUUACUGACAUUAUGGACGUUAACCACACCUUAGAUACCCCUUCAGUUGCAGAUAGUUCUGCGACCGCUUUGUUGCCCCUGUCUGCUGCCCAUGAGGCUGAUACAAGUGCUGGUUCGGCUAGGAUUUUGCAGCGCCAAGCAUCGCGAGAUAAUCCGUCGAGCGCCACAACCCAGCUAGCGGAGGAUGUGCCAUGGGCAGUCAAUGCCCUCUCCCCCGUUACCUUUGGUGAACCACUCGGUCGUGCUCGCGGUGGGUGGAAAAGUGACGUCAAGUUUGAAGUUGGAGAGGGAUACGCUGUUUUCAAGGAGAAGUGCAUCGCUAGAUUCACAGCGCUAGUAGCAAGCCCUAACGCCCCCAAAACGCCGCUAGCACUACCUGCUGAGCCCUCAAUCUACCUACGCCGAACCAAAAACGACCCGCAAGCAAAAUAUAUCGAGCUGACACAUGAAAAUUUCCUCCCUACUCUAAAGUACCGCUGGAAGCUGCUGACGCCAGAUGAUCUACGGCGAAUUGGCGACUUUCGGUUUGAAGCUUUCCUCUACGUCCAGCGUGCCGCACAACCGGAGCAAUUUCACCGCGCCACGGCAUGUCGCGUUCAGCAAGCUCGCGUACAGAGAAUGGCAUUCGAGGUAGCCAAUGCUGUGCAGUUCGGGGCUAUCACCGAGCACCACCUCGAUGUUGUUAACGCUCGAAGGCCGGAAUCAGCGCCGUUCGAAGUUCCAGAAGACAAUACAACUGCACAGGCCAUGGAGUUGGAUCGACAGCGAGAGGCCCUACAGCAGCAGCACGACGCUGAGCACGAGACCCCAGCGACAUCAGUCAUCCAGGUAAGGAUGAACGGGCUGUGGAUGCCGCUGGAAGUCGGCAUUCUGUCCCUCCGCUGA
Phytophthora sojae is the source of this 1422-nucleotide messenger RNA. RefSeq lists its product as hypothetical. The record is from RefSeq and is a predicted model, not a curated record. The transcript is spliced from 4 exons. The coding region runs from base 1 to 1422 and encodes 473 amino acids. Gene Ontology annotation, cellular component: nucleolus. NCBI's taxonomy places the organism in Eukaryota, Oomycota, Peronosporomycetes, Peronosporales, Peronosporaceae.